Clunio marinus is the source of this 2307-nucleotide messenger RNA. The record is from the annotation of a GenBank genome assembly. Lineage: Eukaryota; Metazoa; Arthropoda; Insecta; Diptera; Chironomidae.
AUUUAUCGUCUCGUCGCAGAUAAAUAAUUUCGCUGUUUUUAAUUCUUAGAUUUAUGGAUGAAAAUUUUUAAGACGACUCAUAUCGGUAAAUCUAUCGUGCUCGAUUAAACAGCGAGUAAUUAAUUUCGCAAUCCAACAUUUAAAUUGGAGUGGAAGAAAAAAGUGAGAAUAUUUAUUUAUCGAAGUUGUUCGAUGAACUUCAAACGAAAAGCAUUGUGAAGUAACUUUGUCACUGAUUAGACUUAUCAGAAGAGCACAACACAGCAAAUUGUGAAUUAACUUGUAGCGCCAAGAGAGCCAAAAAAAAGGGGAGGUUGAAAUUAAACAAAUGGUAUUUUAAUCAAAAAAAAUGUUGAAAGAAAGUCAAAAGUUAAUUGAUUAUUGAUAAAUAACACAUUAAAAGCCUAAACAAGUGUUUUCCCUUGUUUAUUUAAACCUCCAAAUAUCAACAAAUACGCAAUUCCAAAUCCAUUAACAAAAGAAGAAAACGAAAAAAGAGAAGUUGACUCAAAAGUUAUAAUGAAGGAACAUGUGUCUCUCGACAAAAGUGUGGCUUGCAAAGCGAUAGUUAAUUGGAAUCGAUAAACAUGAAAUUUUUGUGAAUUAAACUUUGAACUUACGUAGAAAAGUUGUGUAAACAAAAACGUAAAAACAAUGAGAAGUCAAGGAAUUCUCUUUAUCGUGGGUGUAUUAAAUAUAUCUUUGAUUACGGCCCAAAGUAAUAAAAGUGCAAAAAAUUGUUGUGAUAAUGAUUCAAAUUUAAUGUUAAUGAACAACACAUGUUCACCGGGUAUCAAUGGCAAGAAAUUAUCAAUCUCGUUAGAAUGUGAUGAAAAAUAUAUUUUGGAUUCUAUGUUGGAGGAAGAUGCUUACAACGUCACUGAAGAUGGACUUUAUGUUCACGAUCUUAAAAGCACGAUACCUUUAGACGAAUUUUGUCUAGUCAAUCAACAAGAUGAAGAAUUCGAAGAUGUUCAUGAAAUCGCAAUCAUUUGCUUUCCUGAACGUCCCGUUGUAUUAAGCUUUAUAAUCAAAGGAAUUUUACUGUUCAUCUCUGUAGUAUUUUUAAUUCUUACAAUAAGAAUUUACUUUCGAUUGCCAGAACUGAGAGAAACUCAGGAUAAAGCAACAAUCAUAAUGUUAAUUAACUUAACAGCAUUUCUAUUUUUCUUGGGAGUUUUACAACUGCAAGCAUACAUUUUGCCAUCCAUUUUCGAAGGAGAUCUUUGCACAUUUUUGGCUCUUCUUAUCUAUUUCUUCACAAUGAGUUAUUUUGCGUGGUUGAAUUGCGUCAUUGCAAAUGUUUGGAAAGCUGUCGUUCUACGUCAUUUAAAACUCCGAGAAUUCACAUGGUACUUGUUUAAUCACAUUUAUGGUUGGGCGGUUCCAUUAAUGUUGACAGAAAUUGUUAGAAUGCAUCAUUAUGGGGAACCGCACGAAGAAAGUCGUAUCAUUAGUGACUCGUGUUGGUUUGAUAAUAAUCGUGAAGAUGUCAAUGGAUUGAAACCAUCCUGGACUUACGUGUAUUUGCCAAUUUCCAUAAUGUUAGGCUUUAACGUAUUUUUAUGUAUAUGGACUAGUUUGUGUUUAACAAAGAUUGACAUCUCACCAGACGCAAGAAAAGCUCUUCGAUAUAAAUGUAUUUUGUACCUCAAACUCUUUCUUCUUGGUGGCUUAACAUGGUUUUUAGAAGUGCUUUCUUACAUGUUCAAAGACCAUAUUCCGACAGAAAGUCUUUGGAUAAUCGUUGAUGCCUUCAAUUGCCUGCAUGGCGUUUUUGCUUUCUGCAUUCUCAUAAUUUGGCGUCAAAGAAUACGAAAAGAACUAGCAGGGAAGACAGUUUGUUGCUAUAAAUGUCCAACAAAAUGGGCCGAUGUGGAAAAUGACGAACAAAUUUGCUUAGAAAAUGAAGGCAAAGGAAAAUAUGAUCUUAUAAUAAAAACUUUAAAAUAGAUUAACUUGAUGUGAGCAGCGAACAAAAAUCAAAUUUGAAGUCGCGCCUUACAUUCUUCUAAGUUAUGCUAACCCGCACAACUCCAGCACUUUUUAAACAUGACAGAAGUUUCAGAACUUUUUUUUCUCAAUUCUAAUUUAUGAUACAUCAUUGUACAAUAUUUAUAUCUAUUUAUGACACAACUACGUCGUUUUAUGUUAAAAUAUAUGAUUUCACUUUGACGACAUUUCAUUGCAGAAUUUCUUGUUUUAUUUUACUCUCAAAGGCUUCGAAAGAAAGUUAAAAAAAUUCAACUGAUUGUAAAAAUUAAUCCUAAUAAAUUAUCAACUGUCAAUGAAAAUAUUUUAAGUGAA